CUGACUCCCUCGGACCUGACUCUCUCACUGACUCUCUCACUGACUCUCUCGGACCUGACUCUCUCACUGACUCUCUCGGACCCGACUCUCUCACUGACUCCCUCGGACCUGACUCGUCCCCCUGAGCUGGAGGCUGCUGUCUCUGUACUUUCUCCGUCAGUGAUAAUCAGACACUAAGAGGUUUACCUGCUGAGGCGGAGGACUGAGCCGCUGUUCACCAGGACUUCAGAUCUCCAGUGUUUUGAUGUCACAUUCCUGAGGAGGACUGACCCGACAGCAGAUCCCACUCUUCAUCCCUUUUGUGUGACGGCUGACGAACAGGAGGGUUUGAUGUUCGGAGGAGAGGAGGCCUCAGUGUUUCGUUGGACAUGGCUUUUCUGUGUGUGAGAAAAAGACAGAGGGAGCUGAUCUGAGGUCAAGGCCUUCGUCUUCUCCCCCGAGUCACAUGGCAGCGUGAGGCUCAACCCCCGGGUUGCUAUCGCUACACUGACCGACCUAAAUACUUGUGUACUGACUGGGAGGAGCCACAGACUGGAUCCCUCAGCAAAGAACCAAGAGCUCUUCAAGUGGAGCUGUUGACAGUGUUUUGGUUCUAAUCACCCUGAGAAACUGACUCCUUCGAACCGGCCAAGUGUCCGACCCUCUGAACCCGAGGAGCCGAAACACAAGCACACACACUUUUCUCUCGAGAAACUGAUUCAACUCACGUCGACUUCUCAGAGACAAAAUGCCGGCAAAGACGCCAAUUUACCUAAAAACUACGACUCCCAAGAAAGGAAAGAGGCUGAAGCUGCGUGACGUCCUCUCAGGGGACAUGAUCAGCCCCCCGCUGGGCGACGUCCGUCACAGUGCUCACGUGGGUCCUGAAGGACAAGGCAUGUUUGGAGAUUUGGGUUUCCUCCAGGGGAAGAUGGACAUGCUGCCGUCUCUGAGCCGGACACAAAACGGUCACGCACGCUCGCACAGCGUGGAGAGACACCUGGACGAAGACUUCGCUGCCAAACAGGACUCACACAACUACGCCUACAACGGUUUCCAUUAUCAGCACGCCUGCACCGGCCUGCUGAAGACCACCAUCUCCAUGCCCGUGUUCAUCUCCCACGAACAGGCGCCACCCAAACCCCCACGCCUCCACCUGGACGACCCCUCCCCUCCCUCCCUGCCCCCGCAGCAACACCACCUCCAGCACCAUCAGCAGCCGACAGAGACGAGCCACCGACAGGCCAACGGCUUCGAUCACACAGACAACCACGUCCAGCAGCACCCGACUCUGUCGCUCUGUGAGAACGGCGUGGUGGGACGUUUGGCAUCAGAGCCCUGCCGAGACAUCUCCCUGUCCCCCGCCAUCCGCAGGCUCGUCCCCUCCUCUGGCUCCUUCUCAGAGGUCUCCUCUGAGGACUCCAUGUCAGAAACCUGUGGGCCGCUGGACGUCCGCCGGGGCCUCAGUCUGGACUCUGACGCCGGCCUGAGCAACGAGGAUCUGAGGAGCGAACGCAGCGAGUCCCCGUGCGCUGCCUUUCAUCCGGCCGCUCGAACAGGCUCGCCUGAUGUGUCCCACUCUGAGUCUUUGGCGGGUUUGGACCUGGACCUGGGUCCAUCCAUCCUGGAGGACGUGCUGAGCAUCAUGGACCGAUACAAGAAGACAGACAACCGCUGCGAGCUGUGAAACAAACAUUAAUGUAAUAUACAGAUAUUUUUUUAUAUAUGGUUUAAUAUAUCCUGAAAUCUUUGUGUAGAGACUAAAGGAGGAGAAGGACGGAGGAAUGGAAAAUGUAGGUUGGAGAAAAUGUCUUCUUUGAGAAGAUUGACAGCUGAGGUCAAAGGUAAUGAAAGACUGGAGGAGGCACGUGGACAUUAUCGUUAAGUGCUGGUACGUUUCUGCUCGACGUGACAACAGGCUGGUCCUCAGGAGCCGUCGUCCCAACUCAGACUCAAAGACUUUCAGUGAGCAGAAGCACAGUCGCCUCGUUAUCACGAGCUCUGAACACAUUCCUCUCCUCUGGACACGUGUCAGCCACUAUCCACUUUAUAUCUUGUUAACUGUCAGCGGAGUCGGAUAUAAAUCUGAUAAACUGACUCGGGGAAAAUGGGAGAAAUUAUAUUGAGGAGCAGCAGGACUCACUCGUCUGUGGUGGAAACUGCAGCUGAUGACAAAUCAAUCUAUAAAAUUCAGGAUGUGAAUUUUAUAGACAGAUUUUAAACGACACAUGUUCAGUUACUCUAAGCCGAACUUAAGAAAACAUAGUUUUAUGCUGUAAGUCGUUUUCUGUCCUGACUCAUUUCGCUGCUUCAGGUGGUGAAUUUAGGACUGGAUGUAAAUGUCUUCACUGUUUCUCUGUAAAGUCAGAUGAAGAUUUAAGUUUCACUGGUCUGAGAUCAGACGU
Hippoglossus stenolepis (Pacific halibut) is the source of this 2384-nucleotide messenger RNA. RefSeq lists its product as uncharacterized. NCBI's taxonomy places the organism in Eukaryota, Metazoa, Chordata, Actinopteri, Pleuronectiformes, Pleuronectidae. The transcript has 2 exons. Bases 728 to 1666 code for a protein of 312 amino acids. The record is from RefSeq and is a predicted model, not a curated record.